This is a messenger RNA of Diorhabda carinulata, 1089 nucleotides long. RefSeq names its product ribonuclease H2 subunit A. The transcript is spliced from 2 exons. Gene Ontology annotation, molecular function: RNA binding; RNA-DNA hybrid ribonuclease activity. The record is from RefSeq and is a predicted model, not a curated record. Bases 84 to 1031 code for a protein of 315 amino acids. NCBI's taxonomy places the organism in Eukaryota, Metazoa, Arthropoda, Insecta, Coleoptera, Chrysomelidae. Gene Ontology annotation, cellular component: ribonuclease H2 complex. Gene Ontology annotation, biological process: DNA replication, removal of RNA primer; mismatch repair.
UUGAGUUAUUUUAAUUUGGUUAUUGAUUUUGAUAUAUUUUUUGUUUAUAUUUCGUGUUGUUAUUAAGUAUUAAUAGUGAAAAAAUGUGUUCUAAUUAUGAAAUUGAAUGCCUAGAAGAUUUAGAAACUUUCAUUUCUUCUCAAAACAAUACGCAAAACGUAUCUUAUAUUUCGAUAGUGCCAGAAGUUUGUAAAACAUAUCCAUGCAUACUCGGAAUUGACGAAGCAGGACGAGGUCCUGUGUUAGGCCCCAUGGUAUACGGAAUUUCUUUUUGCCCUAUAAACGAACAAAUCAUUCUAGAAAAAUUAGAAUGCGCGGAUUCUAAAGCUUUAAACGAGAAAAAAAGGGACGAAAUAUUUAAUAAUAUUUGUAAAGAAUCUAAAACCUUAGGUUGGGCAGUGGAUAUUAUAUCGCCGAUGUCGAUAUGUAACAGCAUGUUGAGUAGAAAAAAGUAUUCUUUGAAUCAAGUUUCGAUGGAUUCGGCCGUGGGGUUGAUAAAAUCCGCGGAAACCGCAGGGGUAUUAAUCGCGCAUAUAUUCGUAGACACAGUUGGUCCUAGUGAAAAAUAUCAGGAAUAUUUAAGGAAUUUAUUUCCUAAAUAUAAAAUAACCGUGGCGAAAAAGGCGGAUUCCAUUUACCCCGUUGUAUCGGCGGCGAGUAUUUGCGCGAAAGUUACGCGAGAUCACGCGUUGAAAGUUUGGAAGUUUCCCGAAGAAAUCGACGUAACCGACGGGGGAUUCGGUAGCGGGUACCCAGGAGAUCCUGUUACUAAACAAUUUCUAGUGGAUUAUUGCGAUCCUGUGUUCGGGUAUCCUCAGUUGGUGAGGUUUAGUUGGUCGACGAGCGAGCUGGCCCUCGAAAAUUUGGCUUAUCACGUGGAAAUGGAAGAUAUCGAGGAAAAAAACGUUCCGGCGAAUAAUAAUCUUUCCAUAACGUCGUUCUUUAAAGUGGCCGGUACCAAGAAGCGGACGGAAAAAACGAGACACGAAUUUUUUACCCAAAGAUGUCUUAGUAGAAAUGUUGAAUUUUAAUUUGUGUUAUUUAAGUCCUUUAUAUAAAUAUUUUGAAUAAAAUCAAAUUGUAGUGUUU